UUUUUGUUUUCGAAUAUUUUCAAAUUUUUGAAAUUUUUGACUAUUUCCACCUCAUCGAAUCUCUAUCAUGUCUAUAUCGUGUCUCGAAACGAAAUUUGCUUCACGCGACCACAAUAACAACAACAACAAAGACAUGAGUAAUUGUGAAUAUCAUCGACUUUCCAUAUUUCAACAAACAAAUUCUGCCAAAAAUCAAAUGAUUUUAUCGACCAUGAAUCAUUCUGAUCAUCAAAAUCAAUUCAAUGCACAUGUGAAUGUUAAUUUUAAUAAUCAAUAUUGGCUUCAGCUACAAGAUUAUCGCCGUUUUAUUGUUAAUCAACGUAAACCAGUUGGUGUGUUUUGGGAUAUUGAAAAUUGUUCAAUUCCACGUGGUGUUAGUCCAUCGAAUUUGAUUGAAAAAAUACGUUCAUUUAUCGUACGAUUUAAUCUGAUUGAGAAAGAAUUUUCUAUUGUCUGUGAUGUACCUAGUUUUGCUUCCACUGUGAUCAACGAAUUGAAUAAUACACAAGUCAAUAUAAUUCAUGUUAGUUCUUUUGCCAAAAACGCUGCCGAUGAAAAAUUGAAACAAUUAAUUUUACGUUUUGUACAAUCGAAUGGACAAAAUUGUGCUGUUAUAUUGUUUUCAAGUGAUAUAAAUUUUGUACCUGUAUUGAGUGAUAUUAAAAAUCGUCUUGGUGUAUUGGUCAUUCUAUUUCAUCAUCAACAAGUAUCGUCAGCACUGUUGCAAAGUUCACAUUAUCAUUUUGAUUAUGAUCAAUUUUGUUUGACAAAUACUGUCAAUGUACAAAUGAAUCAUCAUCCGCUGAUUGAUAAUCAAUCUGAUUUUAUCAUGACAUCAUUACGAAUUUCAAAUCUUCCAUCGGCUGCGGAAGAAGAACAAAUUAAAGGUUUAUUAAAUCGAAUUAUUGGCAAUAAUGGUGGACGCAUCACGUAUCUUGAUAUGAUAAAUCAUGAAGCAAUUGUGCGAUUUAAAUGCCGUUCCGAUGCAUUACGUUGUCAUCAACGUGUUGAUAAUCGAAAAUUUUAUGGCCAUAUUCUCAAAUCUAAAUUUGAACCAAAUUUUAUUCAAUCCAAUCAAAAUACAUCAUCAUCAUCAUUUGUGAAUCAUUAUUCUAGUCGUCAAAUUAAUGAUCAUCAGCAAUCAUUGAAUCGUGUCAAUUCUGAAUCUCGACCCACAAUUCGUACUACUACUACUACUACUACUAUUAGUCAACCGACGAUUAGUGAAUCUUUUGUUAAACGUGCAGCCGCAUGUACAAUAUGUUCACAAAAUCAAAAUUAUAAACAAUCGAAAAAUCAUAAUUUCUUAUUCUCUAAUCAAAUCUUCAGUAUUAAUAUUGAUUUCAAUUUUUUUUGUCGAAGACUGUGCUUUCUAUUAUCAUCUCAUGAUGGUAAAAUACCGUUGAAUUCAUUUCCCGAUUGUUGGCUUGAAACAUUCGAAACAGAAUUGGAUGAUAUCAACGAUAAUGAUGGACCAAAAGUGAUGCUUGAACAUUUAAUUACUUGUGUUCCUAAUGUCAGUAUUCGUAAUAUGGAAAUUGAAAUUGAUCAACAAGAAAUUUUAACAAAAUUUAUUGUUUUCAAUGAAUCAUCGGACCAUCACAAUCAACAAUCAUCAUCAUCAAGUAAACGAUCAAAAUUAUUGAAAAAAUUCAUGUUGAAUUUACAUUCUUUAUUGAGAAAUCAAACAUCGAAUAAAACAACAUGUUUUCCAUCAAUUGAAUUAAGUGAUCUUGUUGUAGAAUAUCGUCGUCAUUUUGAUGAAAAUAUCAUUCCUCGUGAUUAUGGAUUUUCAGAUCUCAUUGAAUUAUUGGAAUCAUGUGGAAAAAAAUUCAAUAUCUAUUCAUAUGGUUAUCAUCGUAUCGUUGCGUUGAAUUUCAAAGAACAAGCUCUUCGUUUCAUGUCACAUUUGGCUAGACUUUAUCCAUUCAAUCUAUCGGAUCCAAAUUAUUUUGAUGACUUGGAUCCCGCUUUUUAUGGUGCAUGUUCAAUUGAAGAUAUGAUCACGGCUAUUGAUUUGAGACCAAAUUUAGUGAAAUUUAUUUAUGAUAAAAAUCGACGAUUAGCACUGUUCAGUUAUCCAUUGGUUCAGAAUUCCGCAAUACUAGAUGAAUUUAAUGUAAUCAAAACAGACUUGAAAAAGACACUUUUAUCGAUGCAAGAUUUUUCCAUAAAUUGUUCAAAAUUUCGUGAAGAUUUUUCUCAGCUGAUCCAUAAAAAAUUGAAUGUAAAAAUGAACUAUUGCCGUUUAUCGAAUCUAAUUAUCAAUCAUAGUGGUGGUGAUUUGGAAAUCAUGACACAUUCAUUACCAUUUCAUGAUCGAUUAAUGUUAAGUGUAGAUUUACAAUUGAUGGAAUUGGGUAAACGAUUCUUGAAAAUAUUCAAUGAAAUGGCAGUCAUAUCAUAUGGAGAAUCAGAAAUUUCAGAUCAUCAUCAUAAUGAAAGAAAUGUUGCAAUACCAAUCUAUGAUUUAAUCUAUCAUUAUCAUCGUCGUUAUGAAUCAUUUAGUUUGGAUAAUUUGGGCAUAAAAUCAUUAUCGAAAUUAUUUGAAAAAAUUCUUGUCAAUUCCUCGUUUGAAAAUUAUUGUCUCAUCUAUACAUCAAGUACUAUUUUCCUUAAUAAAUUCUCUCAUUCAUGGCGUCAACGUGUUCUUCACCUAAUUUUUACCAUUAUUGUUCAUCAUCGAUCAUCAAAUGGAAUGAUUACUUUCGAUGAACUUAAACAACAUUUUCAUAAUCAUCUUGGAUUUUCAUUUGGAUUAAGCUUAUUUUGUGAUCAACAAAUUGGAAAAAUGAUUCAAAUUAUCAAAGAUGAUAAUAAUGAAUUAAUCGUCAAAUUGAAUCAAUCGUGUGAAUUUGCAGCCAAAUGUUUGACAGUUAUGUUAUUGCAUGAGAAAAUUGUAUUUCCUCAUUGUAUUAGUAGCAAUAAUGGCCAUCCAUUAUGGACUUUGGAUCAGAUUGAAAAUGAAUUCUAUGAUCAUUUUGGUGUAUCGAUGGCAUAUUCCAAUCCAACUAAUGGUGGUGGCCAAUCGAAUCUAAUCGAUUCAUUUGCUUCAUUUGAUUGGCUAUUCGAAAUCAGAGAUUUCCAAUGUCAUACAAUAUUGAUCAAAGAAAUUGAUUGGUUUCAUUACGAUCUCAGUACGAUUCCACGUUGUAAUUAUUGUGAAUCACAGCAGUCAGAACAACAGAAGUCUUUAUCGGAAGAGAUAUUUGAAAAAUUUCUCCAAGAACAAUCAUCAUCAAUGAUGAUUCAUUAAAAUAUUACGGUUAUUGAAAUUUCAA
Messenger RNA from Dermatophagoides farinae (American house dust mite), 3281 nucleotides. It is a transcript of the gene Marf1, whose product is annotated as meiosis regulator and mRNA stability factor 1-like protein. The record is from RefSeq and is a predicted model, not a curated record. Gene Ontology annotation, biological process: regulation of gene expression. NCBI's taxonomy places the organism in Eukaryota, Metazoa, Arthropoda, Arachnida, Sarcoptiformes, Pyroglyphidae. Gene Ontology annotation, molecular function: RNA binding; CCR4-NOT complex binding; RNA nuclease activity. Gene Ontology annotation, cellular component: cytoplasm; peroxisome.